Messenger RNA from Ricinus communis (castor bean), 1366 nucleotides. Its product is annotated as caffeic acid 3-O-methyltransferase 1. Lineage: Eukaryota; Viridiplantae; Streptophyta; Magnoliopsida; Malpighiales; Euphorbiaceae. The coding region runs from base 81 to 1178 and encodes 365 amino acids. The record is from RefSeq and is a predicted model, not a curated record. The transcript is spliced from 4 exons. Gene Ontology annotation, molecular function: O-methyltransferase activity; S-adenosylmethionine-dependent methyltransferase activity; protein dimerization activity. Gene Ontology annotation, biological process: methylation.
CCAUAUUGCAAAUUCUUAUUUACUUCUUUCUUUUCUUUUCUUUUUUCUCUAUCAUCUUCCACCUCAUAACCUUUUACAAAAUGGGUUCAACAGGCGAAACCCAGAUGACUCCUACUCAGGUAUCAGAUGAAGAAGCAAACCUGUUCGCCAUGCAACUGGCCAGCGCAUCGGUGCUACCUAUGGUCCUUAAAUCAGCUAUUGAGCUAGACCUACUGGAAAUCAUGGCUAAAGCUGGUCCUUCUGCAUUUCUUUCCCCAUCUGAGAUCGCCUCUCAGCUACCCACAAAGAACCCUGAUGCUCCGGUCAUGUUGGAUCGUAUCCUGAGGCUUCUGGCUAGCUACAACGUUCUUACUUGCUCUUUGAGAACUCUUCCGGAUGGGAAAGUUGAGAGGCUUUAUGGGUUAGCUCCUGUCUGCAAAUUCUUGAUUAAGAAUGAAGAUGGUGUCUCUAUUGCUCCUCUUUGCCUCAUGAAUCAGGAUAAAGUCCUCAUGGAAAGCUGGUAUUAUUUGAAAGAUGCAGUUCUAUUGGGAGGCAUCCCAUUUAACAAGGCUUAUGGAAUGACAGCAUUCGACUAUCAUGGUACAGAUCCAAGAUUCAACAAGGUUUUUAACAGGGGAAUGUCCGACCACUCUACCAUUACCAUGAAGAAAAUCCUCGAGACUUACAAAGGCUUUGAGGGUCUCACUUCAGUUGUUGAUGUUGGUGGUGGAACUGGAGCGGUACUUAGCAUGAUCGUCUCUAAAUACCCUUCAAUUAAGGGUACCAACUUUGAUUUGCCUCAUGUAAUUGAGGAUGCUCCUUCCUUUCCUGGCGUGGAGCAUGUUGGUGGAGACAUGUUUGCUAGUGUGCCUAAAGGAGAUGCCAUCUUCAUGAAGUGGAUAUGCCAUGACUGGAGUGAUGAACACUGCUUAAAUUUUUUGAAAAACUGUUAUGAUGCACUGCCAGCAAAUGGGAAGGUGAUCGUUGCCGAAUGUAUUCUUCCAGUGGCACCAGACAGCAGCCUUGCUACAAAAGGAGUCAUUCACAUUGACUGCAUCAUGUUGGCUCAUAACCCAGGUGGGAAAGAGAGGACAGAGAAAGAAUUUGAGGCAUUAGCUAAGGGAGCUGGGUUUCAAGGGUUCCAAGUAAUGUGUUGUGCUUUUAAUAGCUAUGUCAUGGAAUUCCUCAAGAAGGCCUAAGGAACUAAGUCUUUGAUUUUUUUUCUUUUGGUGUCUAGAUUAUACACAGUAUUUUGCUAUUUAACAUUUGAAGUUGUGAAUUGAGAUUCUCAUAGUAAAUGUGUUUCUGCCAUGGCAACAAAUAAGAUGUUAUUAUAUGGUCCUUGUAAUAAAUAAACUUACUUCAAAAAAUGUUGGUUUUGUUGGAA